GCGACCGGUGGGCGCGGGAGGGAGCGGAGAAGGAGGGGAGGAGGGGGCAACGGGGGCGCGAGCGCGCGUGCGCGUAGGAAUCCGAGGCGCGGGAGGAGGCGGGAGCUCGGGAGGCUGCGGAGGGGGCGGGUCUCGCGUCAGGCGCCACGUCCGCAGCCGGAGGCCGCCGCCGCCUCGGACCUAGUCUUCCGAGUCCUGAGCCCGAGGAGAGCGAGCGGAGGAGAGUGAGCAUCUGGACCGCGCAGCCGACCCCGAUCGCGUCGCCGCCUCUGCAGUCCCCGGUGCCGCCGCUCCUCCCCUCUGCCCGGUCGCUGCCCGCCCCGACCCCGACCCCGCGGUGAUCAUGAAUCAGGCAGAUAAAAAUCAAGAAAUUCCAUCUUACCUUAGUGAUGAGCCACCCGAAGGGUCAAUGAAGGAUCACCCACAGCAGCAACCAGGCAUGUUGUCUCGUGUGACUGGAGGGAUCUUCAGUGUUACCAAGGGAGCUGUUGGCGCCACCAUUGGUGGUGUGGCUUGGAUUGGUGGAAAGAGUCUGGAGGUGACCAAAACAGCUGUUACAACUGUGCCUUCCAUGGGAAUAGGGUUGGUGAAAGGCGGCGUGUCCGCUGUGGCUGGAGGUGUGACGGCUAUGGGUUCUGCUGUUGUAAACAAAGUGCCCUUAUCAGGAAAGAAGAAAGACAAGUCUGAUUAAGGGACAGGAACACGCGUGCACUUGUGCACUGGCACACGUGUGCCACAGACUAGGAUGCCAGUGGCGUUGAACUACUCAACACAGACUACAGCCAAGCCCACUGCUAAACUGUUGUGCUCAAAGUAUUGACGGCUGGCUUCUCUAAAACAAGACGAGACCAAUACUCUCUCAGUGUGUGGAGGCUUUUCACACUUACGUCCAGCUUUUUAUCUGGUAAAAUGUUACACUUGCUCCGUUGUAACUGAAGAUAUGGUAUGUUUAAAUAUUUGCUCUGAGUCUUUCAGUUUGACUAAACAUGUGAAAGUUCACCCUAGUAGAUGACUGCAGUCCCACGUGUGCAGUGUGCCAGGUCACUCAUGUGCCCCUUAGAAGGGACUCUUGAACCACAUAAACUGUACCUUUGAUGUGCCUAAUAGUUUCAGAUGUCUUAGUUUUUUAUAACAAUAGUGGUUUAGGCCAAGAGGCGUUCUUAUUUAAGCUGGCAGAAAAGUCGCAGGAAUUCAGAAGUUUAGAAGAUAAAUGGUUUUAUGAUACUGUUAAUUGUUUUUUGUUAGAUAUACCUUUUGUUUAAUCAUUGAUGCCUUACAAAAGAAAACAUCUUUUCUAAUACCGUAAAUAUGCGCAGUUCUUAUAAUUAUCAGUGAAUUCCUUUAAAGGUUGUAAAACUAGUUUUCCCUCUUAAGAAUCUCAGGAGUAUUGGGUGAAGGCGUUUCCUGUGUCGGUGAGUGAGACAGUGCUUGUUUGCUGUCAGGAGUUAACAUCAGACAUAGGCUUCAGCUGGGCUCAUGGUCCCAUCGUCAAUACGCCCCACAGUGCCUAGGGAAUAUUUCUUAGCUGAUCAGAAGCUGUGUGGGAAGAGUUUUAUAUUAAGUAGGAACAAGUAUUAGUUUUUAAGUUCUUAAUUAUCUGAAGCAUCUACGAUAAUCCUCCAUGCAUCUCUGUCUUCAGGAUGUCUUAAAUUAUCAGUAGCAACUCCUUUAAAAAUACAAUAGAAGCAACCACACAUAUAUGAGGAUUGACUCUUCAAAUGAGUGAGAUGGGCUGCACACAGUGCUCUCAGUGACUUCUAUAGGUUGUUUGUUCAUCUGUCUUCUGAGAUAGUAGCUCCUGCAGCCUAGGCUGGUCAGGAACUGGAUACACAGCGGAGGGAAACCUGGAGCUCCUCCAUCCUCUUGCCUUCACUUCCCAAGUGCUGGGUCUAUGUGAUGCUGGGGAUGGAGCCCAGGGCUGCAUGCGUGGUAGGCCAGGACUGCACCAGCUGAGCAGCACUUGCAGCAGAAUUCACUCGUGCUUUAACGCAUGUUCUUCUGCAGCCCUUUAAAGCGGAUGUAGACAGUUUUCAAGCCAGUGUCAGGUAGGGAGUUGACUUUCUUUGGCAUGGUGGUGAGUGUGUUGUGUCUGAAUGUUCAUCAUAGCUCAUUUACUCUCACAGAACCGAACUCAAAAGUCCAUUUGUUUUGUUUUAGUGUUCAGUUUCAUGAAAACUUUAGUAAGUGAAAUAUGUAUUUGGGAUUUAUCUUAUAAGCUAAGCCUGGGGAAAACCCUUAAUUUUCUUUAUACCUAAAACUAGAAAUCUGUCUCCAUUUUGUCCUUUCUAAUUCCCUGGAGAGGAGAGUGGUGCCUUGGCAUAAAUAAGUCAAAGUGUAGUGUCUGAGAACGUGAGAAGACCACCCUCACACGCAGGCUUCAGUGUUUGUAACUUGUGCGUCGACAACUGGAUAAAAGUAGAAAAUUUAAAAGCAUUCAUAAAUAACAGCAGGAAUUUCAAGCAAAUCUAUAAAUGUUCUUGGACCUUUAUGCUUACACAGAACUGAAAAUCACUAAGGAAUUAAAUUCAGAAGGAUUAAAUGGCCAUUUAUCUCAUGCAAUAUAAUGGAGGAGGCAUUUGUUGGUACAUCUGGUGAAAUGUCUUAACAAAUGAUAUUUUUUUAAUUCCAAAAUUAAUAGACCCAUUCUCAGUGAUGUAAAUACUGGUGUUGGAGAACUCGAUUCCUGCCAUUUAGGAAUUACUGCUGGUUUGUGUUUCUAACUUCAAGACUGGUUUAUGUGAGCUUGCAUAUUUAUUUUCAACUUUGCUUGUCUUUAAAAUCACUUAAGGAAGAUGGCUGUGAUUAAUCUCUGCUACAGAAAAGCCACCCGGUAAAUUUUCCCCAUUCUCCUAAAUGCUAAAGUGCAAUGUUGCUCAGAGGGGCUUUUACAGCAGUAGCAGAACUGCGCAGAUGUGCAGUUAUAUCGUUCCGUUGAGAUGAGCUUACAUUUGAUGGUGUGUACAGCUGUACAUGUCUCUCCCGGUUUAUUUACAUAGACGAGCAGUGUGAUCUGUUAAACAGGACUAGCUCACUUCCGAAACUAUGGUUGUUGUAUGCAUCUGGAAGCAUCUGGUAUUUAGCUCCUUUUUUUUUUUUAGUGGGUUUUGGCACAGUGGAGAUAAAUUUGUGUGAUCCACUUGAAUAAAUGACCUAAUGUUGACAUAUGAAUACUGUAUUUAGUGACAUGUCACAUGAAAGUAGCUGACUGAAUAAUGCGGGUUGUUCCUUUUUGUAUUAAAGGGAUGGGGAAGGACACAUGAAUCUGAUAAUAAAGGACUAUGAUCUGCAAAGAUGGAAUGUUUCAUAAAGAUCUACAGGAAUAAAGGCAAUUCUUAAACAGGAUCUUAAAACUUUCGGUUACAUAGCAGUUCAGGAAGUGCUGUAGUCAGGUUUUUGGUGGUAGCUGACAGACGUGAUAAUCUGGAAAUAGACAGAACAGUAAAUACAAACACAAUUGUAGAACUAAGACUGAGAGAUGUCCAGGUUUUGUCAGUCUCCAGGGUGGGCCAAGUGUGAACGCUGAGUUACACCUGGGGAGCACGUCUAGUGUAUAUUGUAGGGGUCCCAUGCCCACUUCUCCAGGGCUGGCGUUAUAAGUGUUACCAUAAUUGGCAUUUUUCAUGUGAGUUCUAGGAAUCAAACCUAACUUAGAUUCUCAUGUCCCAAACGCUCUGCUAACUGACGUGUGUCCUGAACCCUCCUCUCCCUCACACCAGUCCACCCCACCAUCCCACUCCACACAGCCCACUCCACACAGCCCACCCCACACAG
Messenger RNA from Microtus oregoni (creeping vole), 3771 nucleotides. It is a transcript of the gene Tmem263, whose product is annotated as transmembrane protein 263. The record is from RefSeq and is a predicted model, not a curated record. The coding region runs from base 344 to 691 and encodes 115 amino acids. Lineage: Eukaryota; Metazoa; Chordata; Mammalia; Rodentia; Cricetidae. The transcript has 3 exons.